GCCGCCAUCUUCUCUUCAAGCUGCAAUGUUUAUGUCCUUACGUUUUGUCUUAUUACAGUUACCGCUCUUCUCAGGUUUGUAAAAUGUGAGGCCAACGUGACAGGAAUAAGUCCUGUCGGUGAUUCGGGUGGCAAAUCAUCCAUCGUAGAUGGUGUUCUCGUAAUAACUGCGGAUAAUUUAGUGACGCUACGAUUCUACGGUGCAGGAUUUACGCGGGACACUCGUAUUGCUUUUACGACUACCGUGGGAGAAUCUCAAACAAAAUGUGAUGAGGAUCGAACGAAGCCUGUAGAGUUCACUGAAAACAGCCUUCAGCAAUAUGUAGGAGAAGCCGAAGUGAGUUUACCGAAGGAAAGCUGUGGGAAACCUCAUUAUGUCUGUCUGCAGUCCGGCAAUGGAAGGGAAUGGUUACAUCAAGGGGGUUCAGACGAUCCUCUUCUCCAGAUCAAGUGCGAAGGAAAAAGUGAUCUACCUCUGUGGCUGAAGAUAUUAUUUAUUGUAGUUCUGAUGUUGCUGUCAGGCUUGUUCUCCGGGCUUAAUCUGGGGCUAAUGGCUCUUGAUCCAACAGAGCUUAAAAUUGUCAUGAACUGCGGCAACUCCAACGAACAAAAAUACGCUAAAAGUAUCACUCCACUUCGCAAGCAUGGGAAUUACCUUCUAUGCACACUGUUGUUGGGCAAUGUUUUGGUAAAUACGUCCUUCACAAUUCUUCUAGACGGCUUAAUCGGUAGUGGAGUUGCUGCUGUUUUGGGUUCCACCGCUGGAAUUGUUAUAUUCGGCGAAAUAAUACCCCAGAGUAUUUGUUCCAGGCAUGGGUUGGCUGUUGGUGCACGCACCAUUUGGAUCACAAGAUUUUUCAUGCUUAUUACUUUCCCCGUGUCUUUUCCUAUAAGUAAGAUUUUAGAUUGGAUAUUAGGCGAUGAAAUAGGCACAGUGUACAAUAGGAGACAGUUACAAGAAAUGUUAAAAGUUACAGCAGAAUUCAAUGAUCUAGAAGGGGAUGAAAUGAAUAUUAUCUCAGGAGUUUUAAAUUACAAGAGUAAAACUGUGAAAGAGGUCAUGACAAAGUUAGAAGACUGCUAUCUACUGGAUAUAUUGUCCAUCCUUGAUUUUAGAACUAUUGCAAACAUAAUGCAAUCAGGGCAUAGUCGCAUUCCGGUGUACGAUGGGGAACGGCAUAAUAUUGUGGGCUUGUUACUGGUUAAAGACCUAGCUUUUAUUGACACAGAUGACUGUACUCCACUGCGUGCUGUUAUUAAAUUCUACAAUCACAAGGUUCAGCGUGUUUUUGAUGAUGUGCAUUUGGAUUCAAUGCUUGAAGACUUUAAGAAGGGGCAUUCACAUUUGGCAGUGGUCCAACGCGUGAAUAAUGAGGGUGAUGGAGACCCAUUUUAUGAAGCUAUAGGUAUUGUUACUUUGGAAGACAUCUUAGAAGAAAUAAUCCAGUCAGAGAUUGUGGAUGAAACAGACAUCUAUUUGGACAAUAAAUCUGGACAAGUCAUACCAGGACGCAAAGAGCCGGUUCAUUUAUCACUUUUCACAGAAGAACAGGAGAAGCCUAAAGUAUCUCCCCAGUUACAGCUAGCAAUAUUGCAGUAUCUUACCACAGUUGUGGAAGCAUUCAGUGAUGAUGUGAUCUCUUUCAACAUGCUGAAGCGCUUAAUAAACCAGCCUCAUAUUGUCCAAGAGAUCAAAUUGGAUGAUGAAAUGGAUAACAACCUGAAGUUCUUGUACAAGAAAGGAGUUGUGGCAGAAUUCUUUACUCUGAUUAUUCAAGGAAAAGUUGAAGUUACUAUUGGACAAGAUGAGCUCACUUUUGAAGAAGGCCCCUUUACAAGCUUUGGUACAAAGGCACUUCUGUCGUCACUGAAUGCAAAACCCCCAGGCAGUCAGUACAUUCCAGAUUACUCAGUGCGCGUGGUCACAGAUGUUAUGUACAUGAAAAUACCAACGGGAAUGUACAAGCAGGCAGUGCGUGCAACUUUAAUGGGACGUGAGUCAGAGCCAGAUGGAAUCUUUCCAGGAUCAAAUGGGAUUAAUCAUAGAAAUGGCCCACUAUUGCAGCCCAGCAAUGUUUACUUGGAAACUACUUGUUAAUCCAACCAUUGAUUUUGAGCAUGACAUUUUCAGAGAGAGCAUGUAAAUUGAAUUUUCAAUUUGUUCAGUUGUCAAAAAUGAUGUUGAGGAUAUCCUUUAUGAAGAGAUUAACCGAUAGUUGCAUACUGCUUACACUCACACUUUUGUUCAUUUUUGAAAAAUUACUCAAAACUAUGCAUUAAAGUUAGCAUGAAUGUUUA
Stylophora pistillata is the source of this 2297-nucleotide messenger RNA. RefSeq names its product metal transporter CNNM4. Gene Ontology annotation, biological process: transport; magnesium ion homeostasis. NCBI's taxonomy places the organism in Eukaryota, Metazoa, Cnidaria, Anthozoa, Scleractinia, Pocilloporidae. The record is from RefSeq and is a predicted model, not a curated record. Gene Ontology annotation, cellular component: plasma membrane. Gene Ontology annotation, molecular function: transmembrane transporter activity.